Molecule: messenger RNA, 1479 nt
Organism: Arctia plantaginis
Lineage: Eukaryota; Metazoa; Arthropoda; Insecta; Lepidoptera; Erebidae
Source: the annotation of a GenBank genome assembly
AUGAAGAUUCCCUACGUUGUGAAUUUAAAUACAAGAGAAGCAUAUGCUACGUCCGAUAUUAUGAAAACAUCUCCUGGCGAGGCACCACGCAAAAUAGUCGCUGAGGACUUCGAAUGGGACGAUGAUUUCACCCCUGCACCCCUCACGUACUUUGCUGCUCUCUCUUUAUCAAGAGCAUUCCAUAAGAUAAACCCACUUAAACACAUUCUACAGAAAGAUGUGGAUAUGCUUAUGGACUUGUAUCCAGCAGAUAUUCCAUUAAAGGCUAGCGUACCUCAUAUUAAGGAUGAUCAAUAUUGGAAAAGAUCAUUCUAUACCGUGUUUCCAUCGAGAAAAGAAUUAGGAGUAACUUUUUGGAAGGGCAAGUUUCUGUCCGCAAAACUGCAAGAUUAUUUGGAAAAUGUCAAUCCUGAUGUUUUUGGAGAAGACGAGGCUGUAGAGUUAUCUUCGCUGGUAAGUCCGUAUAUUUACGAGUUAUCAUUAAAUCAAUUGCAAAUGGCGCGCCAACCUACUCCACCAGUACCCCAUCCUCGUCUUGUAGAAGAUACUUGCGAGUUUAGUGUUCCCAAGGUUUACGAUCAUAUACCAUUAGAGCCGGUACUCGCCAAAUUAUACAACCUUGAAGAAAUAUCACUAGUAUUUGGAAUAAAUAACCUACAAGACAAGUACCAACCGAGGUAUUUUGAGUUCACUAUAGCCGAUUGUGAGUCACUUUGUAGAGGAUUGGAGGAGUUGAAACAUUUAAGAGUAUUUCGUAUCAAUAGAAGUAACUUGGAUUGCUCUAAAGUAAAAAUUAUCCUUCAAAACCUUGUGAAGAAAGAAAGUAUUGAAGAAUUAGAUUUUAACCACUGUAAAAUUGGUGAUUAUGGAAUGAAAGCUCUUGGUGGUUUUAUUUCCAUUCAUAAUAAUAUUAAGGUAGUCAGAAUCGCCAACAACAGAUUUAAAGAAGUUGGAAUACAAGGAAUAGCAUAUGCUAUACAAAUGAAACCUGCUGCUCCCAUCGAACUUCUGGACUUUAGUUUGAACCCAAUGUCUUUGGAAUGCGCAACGAUGUUCGCGGCGUCUUUCGUCAGAUCAAAGGAAAAGCCACAAACUUUAAUCGUUAAUUCUUGUGGUUUUAGUGGAGCAUCCGCAGAGAAGAUGGCGGGUAUCCUCAGUUUGAAUCGAGGUUUAACUAGACUGGAUAUGGCAGCAAACGAUCUUUCUGGAGAUGCCGAGGAGACGCUCAUUCGCUCCCUUGAACAAAAUAGGAGAGUACUUAGGAUAGAUUUGCGUAGAACUAAUAUUUCAGAAAAAACUCAAGCAAGGGUUGAAGAGUUGCUAAAGCGUAAUAAAGACUUGCUUGAACAGGAGAUGGAGCCAAGCGAUGAGAUACCACCACUUUACCUCAACGAGCCCGAGUACCUCAUUUGGGAAUACAAUCCCAAUAACCCAGACUAUAUUCCAGGACGAUACCCAGAGAGGGUGCCUGAAGUUUAA